AUGGGAAACUUUCUCGGAAAAGGUUAUCAUCUUUUCACUGAUAAUUUCUACAAUUCUUUUGAGUUAGCCAAACACCUGCUUGGUGAAAGCACCUACAUAUGUGGGACAUUGCGAAGCAAUCGAAAGUCGAACCCAAAAGAAGUUACUAAAGCAAAGUUGAAAAAGGGAGAGAGCAUUAGUAGGAGCAGAGAAGUUGUCACCGUUGCGAAGUGGAAAGACAAACGAGACGUGUUGGUGAUUAGCAAUAUGCAUGCUCUGGAAAUGCUCGAAGUAUCAAACCGGAGAGGCGAGAAAAAGUUGAAACCCAACAUCAUCCGUGACUACAAUCAAAACAUGUCAGGUAUCGAUCAGGCUGACCAAAUGGUAUCAUAUUACGACUGCCUCAGGAAAACAACUCGGUGGUAUAAGAAGGUUGCAUUGCAUAUGAUUGAUAUUUUUGUUUUCAACGCAUUUUGUCUCAAUUCAACAUAUGGAACAAAGAAAUCAAUCUCGAUGUUAAAGUUCAGGGAAAUGAUCAUUACCGAUCUAAUUGGAGAACGGUUAAACGAUAACCCACCAGUACAAAACAACAACACCAACGAUUUCCAUUACUUAGUCGCCAUACCACCAAACGAAAAGAAGAAAUUGCCAACAAAACCAUGUAGAGUGUGUUCCAAAAUAAAACGAAAGGAAACACGAUAUCAAUGUGUUGGUUGUGAAAACCGGCCACCAUUAUGUGUAGGAGAAUGUUUCAAAACAUAUCAUGUAAAAUAA
Messenger RNA from Hydractinia symbiolongicarpus, 753 nucleotides. Its product is annotated as piggyBac transposable element-derived protein 4-like. The transcript has a single exon. The record is from RefSeq and is a predicted model, not a curated record. Lineage: Eukaryota; Metazoa; Cnidaria; Hydrozoa; Anthoathecata; Hydractiniidae. The coding region runs from base 1 to 753 and encodes 250 amino acids.